AACCUGGCAAUUUCCGAGUCCUGAUUUGUUGCUUUCUUCGACCGCCAGCGUUAACAAGGUUUAGUACAAGCAAGCCAAGUGGAAGCAGGUGAAACACUGUCUGUACACCUGAACUAUGUUGUAAGCCAGCCUUUCCCAUUCGCCGUCCUAAAUCAUCAUCCCAACAGGCCACAGUCUGCACAGCAAAUCAGACCUCAGCAGACUCAUCAACAACAAGGAAACGUUCCUUUCAUUCAACCACCUCAAAACUUCGAGACAGCCCAAUACUUCACUAGUACUCUUGAUCUCAAUGCUGCCGCGAAGCAAAUGGCAGCCAUGAACGCUGCAGGUAUGCAAAGGCAAAUGGCAAACGUCAACGGCCGCCCAUCCGCGUCUGUUGGCGGAGUAUCUCCGGGAUCAUAUAUCGGCGGAAUGUCAUCCUCUUAUAACCAUCCAGGCGGCUUUACUGCAGGGCCACCUCACGAUACUACCAGUUCGAUGCAAUUCAAUCCCACAGCUUUGUCAGCUCAAUCAAAUCCCCAAGGAAUCUACCCUACCCAACAGACCACCAAUGCACCGUCAAAUCCUUCCAUGAACCCAUCCAUGUCUCAUCCAAACUUCUCUGCAUCCGAUGUUAUCAAGCACCGACAGCGAACUUUCCUCACAGGAUUGUCCCAAGCCCACCUUACCCGCGCUCCCUUGCCGCCGGCUUUAACUGGAGUCCCAUACCCACCCAAUUAUGACCCCACAACUUCGCCAUGGAAGUCUUUGGACUGCUCACCAGGUCAGCCAGGUGUUGUCCGCUUGGGCGGCAAGGACAUCGAUCUCCUAAGGUUAUGGCAUGUUGUAACUCAACUGGGAGGAUUCCAAAAAAUCACACAGCAACAAAAUGGCUGGUUACAAGUCGCUCACCAAUUUGACCUGCCGGAGUACCUUCCUCAUCUAUCGAACCCUGGCCAGCAACGUCCCGUUGCUCACAUUCUGGGCAAUUUAUACAACGCCAUCUUGCUCCCAUUCGACGACAUGUAUCGCCGUAAUAUGCAGGAGAACAACCGCAAAGCAAUGAUAGCAGCUGGACGCCAGCCAGGCGUUAACGCUGGAGCUCCCAACGUGAAUACGGGGCCCAGUGCACCUCAUGCAGCAUUACCACCAGGAACAAUGGGCGCGAAUGCAGCUGGCGGCAUGAUGGGACAACACACGGUGAACAAUCAAAACCCCACCAUCAGCCCUGCCUCUCAGUCACUGCCACUGCCACAAAGCCCUCAUCUACGCCAAUCUUCUGCGCCAAUUUUUCAAUCGCCCGCCAUUCCCUCAUCCUCGGACCCUACACCUAAUCAGGCUUCAUCGCAGCUCAACACUGUAAAUUCUGCACCCCAGCUUAUGAGGCCACCAUUGGAUUCAUCUGAACCAGAAACCCAAGGGACGAAGAGAAGAUUAGAGUCAGAAGAGGCAGAAGGGAAACGAACAAGACAAAAGACAGAUCCGCCAGAUACCACCGAGACCAAUAAUACCACAACGCCACACGGAUCCGUCCCAGGAGCUCCCCCCUCGCGUACUCAAUUUACGAGGACAAAAGUCGAAUACAUUCCUUUGUCACGCGAAAUUGAUUUCACUGGCGGCCGUGAUUUCAAUGCACUGGAAGAGGAUUAUGUUCGGUCUCAGCGGCGGCCCAUGCGAGAUAUCAACGAGUGGGGCACGGUUGACAUUGAAGCCCUUACAAUGUCCAUCCGAUCGCGACUGAACUCCGAGCUUUCCUACGCUCUAACGACAAUGACGUUGUUAUCUACGAUGCGGGGUCCAACCCCUGGGUCUGGAUUUCCUAUUUCUCAAUGCACGGAUUUACUUGAGGAGGUGCUCGACCUACUUGAGGAGGAAGCAUUUGGGACUACCCCAGACGUCGCGGAUUAUCGGCUGGGCAAUGGUGCCGAGAUAGUACGACAUCGGGCGCUCGUAGACCAUGUUUUCGAAAAGGAGUCUAUGCUCUUUGCAGGGCUAGAAAUCCGUGAUCCUCAGUACGAAACACGUGGUCCAGGGCAUCGCGCAGGCAAUGUUGUGCUCACUGUGACCAACCUCAUACGAAACCUUUCUGUCACCCCAGACAAUAUCAUCUGUCUGGCAAGACAUGAACGCACACUUGAUCUUGUGCUACGUGUCUGUGGUAUCACCACGUCAUCAGACGGAACACCCAAACCAACUUCACCAGCACUUGCCCUGUCAGACGUAAUCAACGUUCGAAAAGACGCGCUUCACAUUUUUGGUAAUCUAUCAAAUUACAUCGCAUUCCCGAAUCCUAAUUCCCCUUCGAACGCAACAACUGUCACUGCGAGCCGCAUUCUCGACAUCAUCACGUCUAUCCUCAUAGAGCCCUUCGACUCAGUUCCCCCCACGCAAUUUCUCAAACAAAGUGGUGUUCCUUUCCCGCACAGCAAACCAUCGUCUAUUGCCGACCUAGCCCUCGACGUUUUCACCCGCCUCGGUCAGUCGGACUCUAAUCGCCAGGUUUUCUCUAGGGUCAUGCCCCAAUCUCUUAUUUGGCGACUAUUGGAGUCCCUCGUUCAUCGUCUACCAGUAUCAGACCUCGACUUUGCUUUCCUCGGCCGGGAUCCAUGGCUAUCUUAUUUGGAAAAGACAAUUAUGGCGAUUUACACGAUCGCAUUCUUUUCUCCGCCGGAGUUAAAGAAGAAGAUCAAAGCAGAUCGCCCUCUGUGUUUCUCGCAGGUUAUGAUUCGUCUAGUACAACGUUUUGUGACAAUGGGUGGUAGCCCGGAGGUGCGCCAGUGGCACCUCGCCGUUGCACGAAGAGCGGUGGAAGCCAUGAAAGUUGUGGACGAAGAGGAUGAUGCUUUUGACACCUCACAGUCUACUCAAACCACGCUGGCAUUCGGCAUGGGCUUUAUUGAUGGUAAUGAUCCCGGUAUUGAAAAGGGGAUAGGGUUGCUUGCUGGCCGCCGGGACGCUGCAUGGGAAUUGUUGAUGCGAGAUCUGGAUCCUGUAAUGUUUUCGGAGCUGGAGAGUUUGAUGAGGGUUGAAUGUUAGUUGUCAGGUUCGCGGGAUGGUAUUGUUGGUUUAACGUCUUGUAUACUAACUCCUAGCUUUACAUUUUGCUGUCCAUACUAUAUGUAACUCCGGAUAUCCAUGUCAACUGUCGCUCGAAGCCUUGUUGUCUAGACAUUUAAUUAUUAUUAUUGACGUUCUGACUAGCUAGUACUUAUCUCGUUUAGGCUGUGUAACCUUUCCCGAGUACUUCGCGUAUUAGCAGCUUAGUGGC
Molecule: messenger RNA, 3247 nt
Organism: Suillus clintonianus
Lineage: Eukaryota; Fungi; Basidiomycota; Agaricomycetes; Boletales; Suillaceae
Exons: 4
Coding region: 307-3015 (902 amino acids)
Molecular function (GO): DNA binding
Source: RefSeq, a predicted model, not a curated record